Rubroshorea leprosula is the source of this 539-nucleotide messenger RNA. Lineage: Eukaryota; Viridiplantae; Streptophyta; Magnoliopsida; Malvales; Dipterocarpaceae. The record is from the annotation of a GenBank genome assembly.
GAGCAAAGUCAAUAUCCUCCCUCCUUUUUGAGAUCUCAUGUUUCACCUUCCUGCAAAAAAUCACCAAUGUGAAUUGUACCACUAAAUUCCAGAUUUUAUUCAUGCAAAAUGAAUUGGGCAUGAUAUGCAUGAUUCUACCUACGGUACAUGGUUCUAAGAUUUAAUAAUCUAAUCCUAAAAUUUAAUAACCUUAGUUAAGGUGUUGAUUCCUUAAAAUAUUCUACUAGUUUAUAUUAUGUAAAUUAAAGACUUUUAACAUAAAAAUAGUACUGGUGAAUUGUGGCGGUGCAUUUGUAAUUAAUUUCCUAUCACAUAUGAAAAUGGGAAGACUUGGUGAAGCUGAAAACACUCCAACCUCGAUCAGGCUGCGUUGCAUUGUGCCUUACUUCAGUCUAUCGACAAAUAGUCGUGCAGUAAUCCAGAUAGACAACUAUAGUUCAGAGCAUCAAAUUCUAGCAGGAAGGAAAUCUUUCCAUCUCAACCCUAGAUUAACUCUGUACCUCAAAAGAUAAAAUUCAAAAUUAACAUAAAAUCUGAGC